AACUCAGUUCCUGGUGUGUUUUUUUUACAUUCUGUAGCUUUCAGUCGAUCGUACGCCUCUUCAUCGGCAAACGAGCCGCCAUUUGGAGUGUGCUGCCCUGUGUUGGGGGAACAGUUCUUGUGCCAACGGUAAACCCAGGAUAAACCAGCUGUGUGUCUCAUCAGUUUCCGGUGCAUGUCUGUGGCUCUGGUAGCUCUGAACAGGAAGACUACACAGAGAGACGUCUGAACUGAGAGAGGAAACUGCUGUGGCUUCUUCUUCAGCCUCAGAAUGACUGAGUUCUGGGUUUGUUUCAGCUGCUGCAUUGCAGAGCAGCCACAACCGAAACGGCGGCGACGGAUCGAUCGCUCCAUGAUCGGAGAGCCAACAAACUUUGUUCACACCACACAUGUAGGCUCAGGGGACAUGGGCCUGGGAUUGGCAUCGGUGGACCUUGUCCAGGUCCAGAUGAAAUCUAAAGGGGGCUACACACAAGGCGGAUCUGAAGGUUCUCAACUGUAACAAGCCCCUUCACAGUUUUGUGGAAACUACUGUUGUUGAUAUGAGGAACCAUUUUUCAAAAAGCAGUUCUGUCUGUAAUGGACACAGGACCAAAAGAUGAAACUACUGCUUUUCCAUAAUGUUGUAUAUAUUUUUAUUUUCCAUUCCUUUUUUUAAUGAAAGCACUGCUUAUCCAUUUGCUGCCAUACUGUUGCACUGUAAAGAGUAGCUGUUUAGGAGUAGAAAGAGGGUUAGAAAGCUCAUAAUCUCAGCCACGUAUGCUUGUGUGUAUGCAUGAAGAAAAUAAGUUUCAAAAUGAUUUUCUGUUGUAGCCCAUUUGGAUGCCUGUAUUUAUUAUCUGAUUUGUAAAACGGACCUCAUGGUGGCUGGGCCACACUGGAGAUUUUUGGACAUUCACUUUCCUUCUUUAUUCUCAGAGGUUUAUCAAAGGACAGGUAGAGGUAAAACACAAUGUUUUCAUUGUGUUGUUCUGAGAAAUGCUCACAGUUCUCUGAGUUGCUUUCAGGGUUAAAGAUUGCUGUCUUGUUAUAAACUUGAAUGAGUAGAGUACACUGGACCGUGCAUUGUACACUCACACUUGCUUAGGAAUUCUGCAUUGAUUUUUUUCUUUCCAGCGUUAUUUUUUAUACUCCUUUAGAUUCAAACAUAGAGAAUUUUAAUAAACUAUGAACUUCCUAAUCUGCCUUCUGAAGUCAUGUUCAUUGUUUUUUUUUUAAACUAGCAUCAUUCAGCAGCUUGAUGCUGCAAAUACUGAGCUUAGCAGAUUCAUAGAUUCUUCUUCUUUUUACAUGUGUUUUCUUUUUUCAAGACUUGUAUACCAACAUUAAACCCAAGAAUUAAACUUGGAAGUAACCAAAUCAGCACUGCAAACACUGCUGCACAUGUGGGUCUGGUCUAAUGCAGUAUUCUCAAACCUGUAGUUUACCUUCUUACCUUCGUCCAGCAUGUUUUUAGUUUACUGCCGUCCCAUUUUCCCAGCACAGGUCAGUGUCAUGACUUUGACAUAAAAUCAUUUUUCACUUCUUAUUUGGCUGAUACACGCACAAUUUUGGCAGAGGUGGAUUUCCCCCUGCGUGGGUUGUUUUAGUAGUUAAAUGUGUCUUUGAAAACUCAAAUAAAUGCUACUUUAAGGCAUUCUAAUGUAUGUGACCCACCUUUUGUAGCAGUGUUUGUAGCUUUGUUGUCAAAGCAUGUUUUCAUGUGACAUUAAAAAUAUUUUGUAAGAAAAAAAAUAAAAUAUAAAGCAUAAUAGAAAAGUAAAUGUAUUUCCCAGUUUAUCAGCCUGUUUUCAACCUUUAAAGAAAUGCUUGAUUUUCUCAGAAAGGUGCAGCUCUUACCACCUGAUUACAAAGGUUGUUGGAUGUGUUAGUGAUCACUUAUUGUUCUCAUUUUUUAUAGACUGGCUGGUACAUUUUUCUACCUGUAGCAUUGUCGCAUGCAGUGACAAACGGCUAAACUGAAAUACUUGCAGAUGAAUAUAAACUACACGGGCCCCCUUGUGGUGUCCAUGAUGUGCACAAUGCUCAAUAAUCGCUACAGUGAUUUACUAAUCAAAAUAUCAAAGAGCCAACCAGCAGGCCUGGAUUUAUUAAAAAUGUGAUUAUUUGUCUUUCAUGUACAUCAUAUGCUUUACUUUUCAAAAACAGAAUAUGGAUGUAUAAUUAAGUCAAGUAAAUUGGUAUUAAAUGGGUGUGAAUGUCAUUCUAUUUAUGAGACAUGAAUGAAUUUGUGCUGUUUGUAUCAGGCAAUGUGAAAUAUCCUGUAGCCAAAUUGUAAUAUGUCAUCAUUUACAGCCUCAAAGCUGAUGGUAGUUUCAUUCCCAACAUUCACAGAUAAAAAAAAACUUGAUUGAUUCAUCAGGCUUUAACGUUGUCAUCUGUUCCUCUUUAAAUGUUUCUGUAGUAUUUCCCAUGUGAAGAGAGAUCCACACACAGUCUAUGUAGUUUGUUUUAUGUUCUUCAGCUCUGGGUUAAACGCUGUAGUAUGUGCAGACAUACUGGGAAUGCUGAUAUUAUGUGACCAGCAGGCUGUGCUAGUAGACUGGUUGAAUGUGACUUUAAAAAAUGAUUCCUUCUCUUCACAUUAGACUUAUUUUAUGAUGAAAAUGUAAAUAAGAAUCAUAAAAGUAAUGGAUCCAUGCUUUAUAUGUAAUUGGGAUCAUACAUAUUUUGGUUACUUUUCUUUAUAAGAGUUCUGGGAAGGUGUUGGAGCAGUUUUCUGUUGUCUUUUUUGUUAUUUUUUUUCUCAGGAACUGCCUGUUAUGUAGUUCCCACUUUAAGGGAAAUUCAUCUGUCUUUUUUUCCUGCAUUUUUCAGAAUAAAAAAAAGAAAUAAAUGUUCAAUGUUGAUGUUUAA
Cheilinus undulatus (humphead wrasse) is the source of this 2855-nucleotide messenger RNA. RefSeq names its product CDC42 small effector 2 (gene cdc42se2). NCBI's taxonomy places the organism in Eukaryota, Metazoa, Chordata, Actinopteri, Labriformes, Labridae. Gene Ontology annotation, cellular component: plasma membrane. Gene Ontology annotation, molecular function: small GTPase binding. The transcript is spliced from 5 exons. The record is from RefSeq and is a predicted model, not a curated record. The coding region runs from base 271 to 501 and encodes 76 amino acids. Gene Ontology annotation, biological process: regulation of Rho protein signal transduction.